Messenger RNA from Aureobasidium pullulans EXF-150, 669 nucleotides. Its product is annotated as ubiquitin-protein ligase. Gene Ontology annotation, biological process: proteasome-mediated ubiquitin-dependent protein catabolic process; protein polyubiquitination. The coding region runs from base 1 to 669 and encodes 222 amino acids. Lineage: Eukaryota; Fungi; Ascomycota; Dothideomycetes; Dothideales; Saccotheciaceae. The record is from RefSeq and is a predicted model, not a curated record. Gene Ontology annotation, molecular function: ubiquitin conjugating enzyme activity. The transcript is spliced from 3 exons.
AUGGCGGAGAAGAUCCUAAUGUCCGAGUUCAAGGAACUCUCAAAGGAGCCUUGGACCAACAUCGAGCUGAUCGAAGAGAACAUCUUCAGCUGGCACGUCGCCCUCAUCGUCAUGAACCAAGACUCUGUCUACAAUGGCGCUUUCUUCAAGGCCAAGAUGACCUUCCCUCCAUCAUACCCCUACAGCCCUCCUGAGUUCAAGUUCACCCGUCCCAUGUUCCACCCCAACGUCUACCCUGAUGGCAAACUCUGUAUCUCAAUCCUGCACCCCCCUGGCGAGGACGAAAUGUCAGGCGAACUCGCUGCCGAACGCUGGUCACCCGCUCAACGUGUCGAGUCCGUCCUCAUCAGCAUCCUCUCACUCCUCGAUGAUGCCGAGCCCUCCUCUCCUGCCAACGUCGACGCUGGAGUCAUGAUCCGCAACGAUCCCGAGGCAUACAAGCAGAGAGCCCGUCAAGACGUCGAGGCUAGCAAAGCCGACAUCCCCGAGGGCUUUGUCAUGCCAACUCAACACAUCACCUACAAGCCCCCAGUCGAGGACAACCUCUUCAGCUGGAGCGAUUCCGAAGUCGAGGACGACUUUGACAACGACAGCGACGCAGAGAUGACCUUUGACGAGGACGAUGAGGAUGAUGAUGAGCAGGAGGCGCCUAGCGACAGCGAUGAUUGA